Molecule: messenger RNA, 2597 nt
Organism: Cyprinus carpio (common carp)
Lineage: Eukaryota; Metazoa; Chordata; Actinopteri; Cypriniformes; Cyprinidae
Product: interferon-induced protein 44-like
Molecular function (GO): GTP binding
Source: RefSeq, a predicted model, not a curated record
GGUUAUUUUAUUUGAACUUUUUCUUUUUGGAAUUUUCAGUGUGGGCACUACUCAUACUAUUUAUACUACAGAACGGCAGAGAAUUGUGCAUAAGUAGGCGAUUUAGGACGCACCUAAAGCUUCAAAAAGAUUUGGGGAAGACAUGGCUCCCAUUGCUUCAGAUUUAACAGAAGAGCAAAGGAAGAAGCUCUGUAACCUGUUGGGGAAUGUGGAACUGUCUCUUCUCUACAAAGCUUCAGUUCAUGGAUAUAAAGCUUCUGACUUUCAUCAGAGAUGUGACCGUCAGGGUCCCACCAUAAUUGUAGCCUACAACAGUUCAGGCUACAUCUUUGGUGGAUAUACUAGUGUAGAUUAUGCUCAGAGUGGGCAGCAUAUUACUGAUAAUGAAGCUUUCCUGUUCAGCAUUAGAUAUGGAACCCCUCUCUGCAUCAAAGUGAACAGUGGACAAUAUGCACGUUAUGAUGAUGCUGGAGGGCCCAACUUUGGCGGGCAGUUGUACUUUUGCUAUGAAAAUCAACCAGUUGUGGAAAAUCAGUGGGGUGAUUCAUUCAGUUUUACUGAUGCAAAGUUGUUUGGGAGCAACACUAACCUGACUGAAUGUGAGGUGUACAAAGUCAAACAGAUCCUUCAGGUUAGUGUAAAAGAGAAGCCAUGGAGGAAUAUUCUUUGGACAGAAAAACAAAAAGAAAAGCUCAUAGAUAUGAUCAGGAAUUAUAAACCCCUGAUGUCGUCUGUGAGUCGUGUCCGAAUCCUAAUGAUCGGUCCUGUAGGUGCUGGAAAAUCCAGUUUCUUCAACUCCAUCAACUCCAUAUUUAUGGGUCACGUGACCAGCAAAGCCAUGUCAGGAUCUGCAGGCACUAGUGUCACCACACAGUUUCGCACAUAUCCAGUGAAAGACGGUUGUGAGAGAAAGCCAUUGCCAUUUGUGUUGUGUGACACCAUGGGACUCGAGGAGCAGUCAGGUGCAGGACUGGAUAUUGAGGACAUCAGCAACAUUCUUCAAGGUCACAUACCAGACCGCUAUAAAUUCAACCCCAUGGCACCGUUUAAACCUGAUGAGCAAAAGGCCUCCAGACCUGCAUCUCUACAGGAGAAGAUCCACUGUGUGGUGUAUGUGAUAGACACCAUCAAAAUCUCCCUCAUGUCUGACAAACUACAGGAAAAACUUAAUUCUAUACGUAGUCAAAUAAACUCACUGGCCAUUCCUCAGAUCGCCUUGAUGACAAAAGUAGAUGAAGCAUGUCCUCAUGUGCAGAAGGACCUUCAAAACACUUAUGCAAGUUCCUACAUCAAGUCGAAGGUGCAGGAGAUGAGCUCUUGGUUGGGUGUGCCGGUGUCUUGUGUGUUACCGGUGAAGAACUACAGUCAGGAGCUGGAGCUGGAGCUCAACUGUGACAUCCUGCUGCUCACCGCUCUACAGCAGAUGCUUCGCUUUGCAAACGACUAUCUGGAUGAUGAUCCCAUUUAAGCCAUAUAGUGUGCUGCAUAGACAGGGGUUUACACUGAUCAGCCAUAAUAUUAAAACUUCUGAAAGGAGAAAUGAAUAACAUUGAUUAUAUCUUUACAAUAGAAUAACAAGUGAUUUAUGAGGCAAUACCACAAGAAGUGCUAGCAAUACAAAGAUUCAAACAGUAGUACAAGCAAGGAAAAGGAGUAUAGGAAUAGUGAAAGCAUAGAAAAAUAAGUUUUGUUUUUUCUUCUUCUUUUUUUUAAAUCAGCAGGAUGCCAUUAAGUGCUCACAGAAGAGAUGAGUUUUCAGCUGUUUCUUGAAUAUUGUCAGGCAUUUGACUGUCUGGAUGGAAUCAGGAAGAUUCCACCAGCAAGGAUCAGUGAAAGAAAAACAUUCUGGAAAGUGAUUUGUGCACAUCUGUUAUGGAACGAGCCGCUACUCACGUACUGACCACAGGCUUCUGGAGGGGGUUUACACUUGAAAGAGUGAAUGGAAGUAGGAGGGUGUGGAGCCCGUGGCUGUUCUGUAUGUAAGCAUUAGUGUCUAGAAAAUGCGAUCCGCAGCCAAUAGAGAGAUAAAGAGAAGUGUGAUGUGUAGGCUUUCUUAGGCUUAUUGAAAACAAGUCUUGCUGCUUAGUUCUGGUUAAUCUGGGGUUGAUUGCACAUUUUGGAAGUUCAGCCAGAAGAAGGUUGCAACACUCCAGCUUAGAAAGGACAAGGGCCUGGACAAGAAGCUGUGCAGCAUGUUCCAUUAAGAAGGGCCUAAUCUAAAGUUGUGCAUUGCAAACCUGCAGUGGUUAGUACCUACCAAAAGUAGUGCAAGAAAUGACAACUGGUGAACCAGCAUCAGGGUCAUGGGUGCACAAGGUUCAUGGAUACAUGUGGGAAGCAAAGGCAUCUUGUCCGCUACACACAAGAGCUACUGUAGUUAAAAUUGCUGAUAAACUUAAUGCUAACCAUGAUAGAAAGGUUUCAGAACACACACUACUUGGCAGAUUGGUGGGUAUAAGGUCAUAGACUGGUAUACACUGGUCAGAGUGUCCAUGAUGUCCCAUGUCCAGCGCCGAAAGGGCCUAUGGACAUGUGAGCAUCAGAACUAGACCAUGGAGCAAUGAUAGAAGGUUGCCUUUUCUGAGUCAUCUUGUUUU